AUGUCCCCGGCAUAUGUGAUCGACCUCCAUAAUGAUUACAAUCAGCCAGGAGAUCAUAUCGCAGUCUGGACUUUCUCUAAAUCGUGUCUUGAUAGUCCAGUUAGCGAUGAGCAAGAUUUGCUAGGAGUCAAGGUGGACGUUUGGCUUUCCGCUUGUCAAAGAAAUCGUACACUUACUAUCAAGAUUAAGAACGACACCGAUCAUACUUAUGGAGUGGAGGUCUCGUCUCCUUCCUGUCUAAAGCUAGAUGUUUUACAUCUCCAUACCGCUCAUUAUCCCGGAGACCUGAUUCACGGCUCAUCAAUGAUGGAUCAGUCCUCCAUGAUUACCCAUGCUGGAUCACUUGGAAAUGGAAUUAGCGGAACCAGCGGGAGCUAUUACGCGUCUCUUACUUCGCAGUUCCUCAUCGGCAUCUUCAACCAAACCAUCCACGAGGACUUGAAUCUCGAGAACAUUGCGAGAGAAACCAGAGCCUGCAAAAUGGACUUUGGAUUCUGUGCCUCGGUCAGCGGUCCUACGGCUAGCAUCCAUGUCGAUGUUGAUGGGAAACCUACAGCGACGUACAACACCACCCAGUCUGACAUUGUAGCCUGGCAUGCUGCUCAAAAGCGACGGCCGCAAAGUCUCAUCAUGGCUGAAGUAAAUACUGUAGCUGAGAGUUCAUACGGGCUGCAAUCUCUGAUUGACAAGCUACCCGGGCUCGCAAAGCCUAUCGACUGGGAUGCUCCAGCUGAUGGCGGGAAAGCGGCGACAGCUGAAUGGAUUGGCUCUGUUGAGUGGCCAUUUCCCCCCACCUCCCCGAGCACCGUCGCCGCAGUUGCCGCUAUUGCGAGUCAUUUGAUUGCUAGAGGCUACUCCUUGAGCUAUGAAGCUUGCGAGAGCGGUAGUGGCGACGGCUGCAGAACUUUCAUCAUGUUCUCCUUCGGUUCGACUGGCAAAGGAGUCCCCGAGGGAUUCGAUGCCUCCAAAGAUUGGGCGAGCGCUGUGGGGACACUUGAUCAGGAAGGCCCGUUUAGUCUAGUCAACAUGGGCUUGCUCAGACGAAACCCCGAAGUCAUUGAGUCUUGCAUGUCAAAGAGACGUUUGUCUCUAGGGGAGUUCAGAGACGCCCUGAAUGCUGAUGUUGAUGCCAGCACAAUAAUUGAUAACUCGGUGUCUGGCAUCACUGAUCACUGGAUCUUUUGGGGUCGCUUCGACAUCUGCCUGGCUUUGGCAAUUUUGCAUGCAUCUACCUAG
Messenger RNA from Colletotrichum abscissum, 1236 nucleotides. RefSeq lists its product as uncharacterized. NCBI's taxonomy places the organism in Eukaryota, Fungi, Ascomycota, Sordariomycetes, Glomerellales, Glomerellaceae. The coding region runs from base 1 to 1236 and encodes 411 amino acids. The transcript has 5 exons. The record is from RefSeq and is a predicted model, not a curated record.